This is a messenger RNA of Xenopus laevis (African clawed frog), 3610 nucleotides long. RefSeq names its product scaffold protein involved in DNA repair L homeolog (gene spidr.L). The transcript has 20 exons. Bases 274 to 3045 code for a protein of 923 amino acids. Lineage: Eukaryota; Metazoa; Chordata; Amphibia; Anura; Pipidae. The record is from RefSeq and is a predicted model, not a curated record.
GCGCGCUGCCUGUAACGCUGCUCUCCAGCGCCGAGUACUACUACGCUAAAACACCAGAGCGUACUGGAAGACGUCUGCGCAUGCGCCUUUCAAACACAAAGCCCGUAGCAUUAGAACUUUCGCGGGAAAUCGUUGUCCAAUAGAAAGAGAGGAAAGUAUCAAGACGACUUCAGGCUGGCCCGGGAGCUGAAUAAAGUGAAAGUGCCCUCAGUGCAGCUAAUGGGAGUUGAACAGCGCCCUCCUGGGGGCAGAGAGUGGUUUCACUGAUGAAAGAUGCCCCAGGGGAAGAGGAAGAGAUCUGGAGAUCGAGUACAAGCUUUGUUUCCAGAUGAGGUGUGUUCUGGGGGGAAAAAGCCACCUACAGAACUGUCACUACAGCCAUUUUCCCUCAAUAAAGCAUGGAAGAGAUGCGGUGAUGGAUUUUACAGCAGUCAAGCAGAAAAGGCAUCUUCUUCAUUGGAGAGAAGGUCUCUGUUUGGCAAGCACAAAGCACACUCUCAUGUAUAUGAUGAAGAUCAUAAUGUUACAAACACAGCACCAAUUGUGUGGAGCUCCAGUGACAGUGAGUUAUCAAAUGAUGGAAGUAAAGAGUUUAAUUCCCAACUUGGAUUUGCUAGUCAAACCUUUCUUAAGGGAAAAUACUGCCUGGACUUGUCUGCCUCUAAGGCUGAUCCUGAAAAUGACGUCCCUGAGAUCACUGGCUGGCAAUAUGAGAGUGAUUCUGAGGAGGAAAAUCAUAAAUUUUCUGAUGCAGCUGAAAGUGCUGUAGAAAUAUGUGAUUCUGAGUCCUCAUCCAGCAAAGCUACUGACUCCCAGCUACUGAAAGAGGCGGAACCCUCUAAAGUUAUGGCCAUGGAGAUUGCAGAGUAUUCUUCAGAUGAUGAAUUUGAUGAAAGCUUUGCACCCAUUUUGCCAUCACAUCUUCCAGCAAGCAAUGACGGAGAUGUUGUGUCUCCUACUACAAAGCCUGCAAGUGAGUGGCUAAAAACAGCACAAGUCUUACUGCAGACCCCUGAGAAAAAAAUUGAUAAGACUUCCAAGACCCCUGAGGAUUCUGCCAAAAAGCGGAAAAGAUUUCUCAGGGGAGGACUUGCAGAAAGACUGAGUCGACUGCAGAACAGGGAGAGGUCUGCCAUUAGUUUUUGGAGACAUCAGUGUGAAUCUGAUUGCAAAAUAACUCUAGGUGCAAAAUCUGGUGUCCUUAUCUUAAAAGUAAUUCAAGUUCAUGAAGAAUGUUCAGUACAAGUGGCCCUUUGCACACAGCAGAUAAAUGAUAAUAAAGAGGCUUUGUCCGCCAGUAAUUGUAAUGAUGCAGACAACCUGAUUGUUCUCUUCACUUGUAAAACAGCAGCACAGCUCCAAGUGAGAGCACAUGAUACAAUUCAUAUCCAUCCACCCUGGCAAAAACUCAAACUGCAAGAUAAAAAUAUGUACAUCAUCUUGAACACACAUUUUACCCAAAAAAUUCUACAGAACAAGAAUCCAAGCAAUAAAGCAUACAGCUCAGAAAUAGUAACUGUAAGAAGGAUAAAAUUGCCAUUGUCCGUAAUAUAUAAAAUUAAUGAGAAAUCUCAUGAACAUGGAGUAAAGGAACAGGUUUCAGAUAAUCCUUCUGUACCAAAACCUUUGCAGACUGGGAGCAAUCAAGGGAAGCUAUGUACUUUGUACUUCAAAAAGAACGACUCUCUCCUGGAUGUAGUGGAAAGCCAGGGUGCUGCAGGGUGGAAGGGAGCGUGUCUUCAUGUAGUGGUGCAACGUGUAUACUGCCUUCCUUCGAAGGACAAGACUGGACUAUUGCAUGGAAGCAGUAAAGACAUUCCCUGCCCAGAUGAUAAGUUAAGAUCAGAUUUCAGUGUAUGUCUCCUCGUCCAAGAUGCUUAUGGGAUGUUCAGUGAAGUCCAGUUGCAGGCUGUAAAUUUGUCUGCAGAUUACAUGGAUGUUUAUAGCAAACGGUGGGAAGGCAAAACCUGCCGUCUCACAGGGAUGAAGAUCUUGCAAAGGACUACAAAAGGAAGAGCUCCUGGACUCUUCAGCUUAAUCGACAGUUUGUGGCCUCCUUUGGUGCCAAUUAAAGUCCAUGGCCAAAGCCAAGAUCAGCAGGUCCAGAACAACCUGCCGGUUCCCAGCUUCUGCUAUAUUCUAGCUGUGCGUGCAGAUGAAAUUGAAGAUGAUAUUAAAGAGUCAGCAGAAGCCUCAGGCUUAUACCUGCCACCUGUAAUCCAUACUCUGAGAGAAAUCCUUCAGGUUGUUGGUCCAGGGCAAAGAUGUAGCUUUUUGGGAACAGUAAUCUACAUAAGGCCUGAGAUUAGCAGAAACUCUGCUCCCCAAAAAGAGAUGUGGAUAUUUGUGAUUGAUAGUACUCUGCAGGAGGAACCUGUAAGCUCUGCUGCUCCGCAAGCACUCUCUGUGUGCAUCUCGCCUUCUUGUCUUCUGGAUAAUACGGUUCUUCAAGCACUGUGCAAUAAGUCACCAUGUGCUCUCUGCUUCAAAGAUGCUGUUAGAGAAAAUGGACGGAUCAUUUGUGUUGAGCGCACAGUUCUCUCCUUACAAAAGCCCCUUUUAUCCUCUGCUUCUGGAGUUAAAGAAGUGACUGACCCUGUCCGACUAGAUGAUCUGGAUUGUGCAAGCCAAGCUAACUCCUUGUGCUCAGUGAACGGUAUAAUUAUUGGCGUAAAUGAGGAAUCGGCAUAUUCAUGGCCAGUUUGCAGUCGGUGUGGGAGCAACAAGUUACAGCGUUCUGAUAAGAGGAGAGAAGCAUAUUUCUGCUGUCAGUGCUGCCAGUGUAUAAACAAUACGGAUACCAGGAUGCAAAUGGAAGUGUUCCUGCGCUGUGAGUCCAUGCCAGGGUGUACGGUGAGAAUUAAGUUGCAGCAAGAAACCAUUUCACUUCUCCUGAGAUCGAGCCCCAGUGAAGAUGGGAGUUAUGAGGUGAGCAACGUACUAGGAAUGAAGGUGGGACCAUUGAGCUGCUACAUCCAAUGUGUAAGCAGCCAACUGAGCAGAUCUGUGGAGCUGGAGCAAAUCUCUCUGUGGAAAGCAAACUGAAUGGUGCCUCAGCUGUAUAAACAGCCUGGACUUUGUCUUAUAGUUAUUAGUUAACCAUGUCGAAUAUAAACCGACUGCCCCAUGCACAUAACAAGGCUUGGCCAGUGGUAGAAUAAAGUUAGACUUUAGCCCUGCAAGGGCCCAGCAUGGUUACUUACAUGUCUCUAGGGGAGAACACUUGCCCACGGGGGCUUUGACCACCAUUUAGUUUUUAUUAAUGUCUCUAGUUAAAAAAAAAAAUGGACAUGUGUAAUACAUUGGUUGUGUGAGACAUUGCCUCCGUUAUGUAUAUUGUACUGUCUGGAGUUGUAUUAUAUUGAGAGUGCAGUCUCUGGACAGACAGACAGACGUAGUCCAGCAGCCACAGGGACUGAAGGGCAUUAAUAGAACAAGGGCAGGGCAGCCUUUCAAAGUGAAACUGCCUUUUUUUUCUAUGGGAAUUUGUGGAUAUUACUAUAAGGAAUGGUAGCCCAAGGAAAUGAAUAUAUGUCCGGCCCAAUGAAAAUCUACAUCUGUAUUCUUAAAUGUGGUUGUUUAACUUGUAUUAUGUUAAAUAAUUCCUAUU